ACAAAACCAUUUAAGUCCAAAAACUGCAUUCAUGAGUUAAAAUAAUGUUACAGCCCACAUUUUUUGCUGCUUUUGCAGAUGAACUGGGUCACUGUGACUUUUUAAAUGGAUGCAGCUGCUUAUCUGUGAUUACGUAAGACUUUAAUGUCAUCCAGGGUUAAUGCUAUAUAAAUAAAUUAAUUGAACUUGUCACAGUCAGCCAACGGUCUGCUAUAUUUUGACCGUGCUUGUGUGCUGCAUGAGAGUGUGCUGCUUGGAAUAGCCGAGCCAUGUGAUUCCUCCAGAUUCUAUUUCGGAGCAGCAGCCGUCAAACACACUGCUCUUUUCACAGCAAGCUUGAGGAAGAGUUAAAUAAAUCCAUCUUUUAAUCUCUGUAUCUGUCUUAGUUUUUGUAAAACACAACUCUUACAUCGACAGGUGUCUGCAGGUGGAUUCAGGGUGUCAGUGACCUUUCCCCCUCUCCCCUGUGACCUUAGAACCCCAGACGUUCUUCUCCCCCUCCCCUUCCUGAGGUCAGACCGAGAUCCAUGGCACUGCAGAGUCUCCUGGGAUUUGGGAAGCAGUUGCUGAGGGUGAAGGUGGUGGACUGUAACUCAGAGGACUCCCGUCUGUCUCGAUGCCUUAACACGUUUGACCUGGUGGCCCUGGGCGUGGGCAGCACGCUUGGUGCUGGCGUCUAUGUGCUGGCUGGUGCUGUUGCACGUGAGAACUCUGGUCCUGCCAUUGUUCUGUCUUUCCUGAUAGCAGCCCUCGCCUCAGUGAUGGCUGGUCUAUGCUAUGCAGAGUUUGGAGCUCGUGUUCCCAAGACAGGCUCAGCUUACCUUUACUCCUAUGUGACUGUAGGUGAACUCUGGGCCUUUAUCACUGGAUGGAACCUCAUCCUCUCCUAUAUCAUUGGUACCUCCAGUGUGGCCCGGGCAUGGAGCGCCACCUUCGAUGAGCUGUUAGGGAGGCGCAUAGAGGCAUUCAGCAGAGAGUACAUGUACAUGAAUGCACCGGGCGUCUUAGCAGAAUACCCUGAUGUGUUCGCUGUUUUUAUCAUAAUCACCCUCACUGGUCUGUUGGCAUUUGGUGUCAAAGAGUCAGCCAUGGUGAACAAGGUCUUUACCUGUGUCAACAUCCUAGUGCUGUUGUUCAUGGUGGUCUCUGGCCUGGUCAAAGGUACUUUAAAGAACUGGCAGCUUGACCCGGAAGAGAUCCUAUAUGCCAAUCAUACCAGUAACUCCAGCUUCAAUCUGACAGGCAUCCUGCCUACCAAGGAGAGUUUAGGAGUGGGCGGCUUCAUGCCCUUUGGUUUCUCCGGCGUCCUAUCGGGAGCUGCUACCUGCUUUUACGCCUUUGUCGGAUUUGACUGCAUCGCCACCACAGGUGAAGAGGUGAAGAACCCCCAGAGAGCCAUCCCUAUUGGCAUCGUAUCAUCACUGCUCAUCUGCUUUGUAGCCUACUUUGGUGUUUCUGCAGCCCUCACCCUCAUGAUGCCUUACUACCUGCUGGACAGCAACAGCCCUCUGCCUGUAGCCUUCAACUAUGUGGGUUGGGGAGGAGCCAAAUAUGCUGUUGCUGUAGGCUCUCUGUGUGCUCUGUCCACUAGUCUGUUGGGUUCCAUGUUCCCCCUCCCCCGAAUCAUCUUUGCCAUGGCUCGGGAUGGCCUGCUCUUCUCCUUCCUGUCCCGUGUCAGCGAGAGGAAAUCCCCCAUAACGUCCACUGUGACCGCCGGGGUUAUGUCUGCUAUCAUGGCAUUUCUGUUCGACCUGAAGGACCUGGUGGACCUUAUGUCAAUAGGAACGCUGUUGGCUUACACACUGGUGGCUGCAUGUGUCCUCGUACUCAGGUACCAGCCUGAGCAGCCUAGUCAGGUGUAUGAGAUGGCCAGUACCCUGGAAGAGGACAUGAGUGACGGCAUCAGUGUCCCAAGUAUGGGCAUCCUGCCAGGUGUGGAGGAGAGGUUCAGCUUCAAGACCCUCCUGUUCCCAGACAACAAUGAACCAUCAGCACUUUCAGGCUUCUCUGUCAACAUCUGCGCCUCCUUGCUGGGAACAUUGAUCCUGGCGUUCAGUGUGCUCGCAGUGCAGGGUGGCACUGCUUCUUGGAACAUCGUAAUCCUCAGUGUCAUCUUCAUGGUGUGUGUCUUUCUCACCUUCGUCGUCGGGAGGCAACCAGAGAGCAAGACAAAGCUUUCUUUCAAGGUUCCACUGCUACCCUUCCUUCCAGUCGUCAGCAUGUUUGUCAAUGUUUACCUGAUGAUGCAGCUUGACAGAGGCACUUGGAUACGGUUUUCUAUCUGGAUGGCGAUAGGUUUUGUAAUAUACUUCUGCUACGGCAUCCAUCACAGUACUGAGGGCUCCUUAUCCCGCUCGUCUCCAGAAACAGAGAUGGAAGGCGACGGUGAAUCAGAGGCCAGGUCCACAGAAAAGGAGGCCUUCCUGCACUAUGGGAUCGAAGCCAGGGAAGAGGACGAUGGAGAUUUGUAGGAAGCCUUAGAACAUGCUGCUUACAUUUCAACCUGCCCUGACGCCGGUCUGUCUGUGUAAGACUAUUUUUGACAGCACAACUCCCAGUCCCUCACUGGCAGUACUCCUCUUUGAAGGAAGUUUUAAUGUGUAACCUUGACCUAAAAUUCAGAAACCUGUGACCCCCCCCUUUGACUGCUGGUUAGAACAACAGGAUUUCUGAAGCUAUAAUUGAAGUGCUCCUUCAUGUUACAUCAGUAUUUUGAAAUAGUUUUGUUAAACCUUUUGUUGCCCUUGAGCUUCAGAGGCAUGUUAUCGCUGGCUAACUGAUGAGGGAGGGCUCAGGCUAAACACAUGACUCAUGUCAGUGUUUCUGGGAGGUUCUGGGAGACAAUAAUAUUUGUUUCUCCUCAGGAUGGGUCACAAAAUCUUCUCUGGAGAGUGUCUGGGUUACAUUGCUGGCAGUGGGACAAUGUGCACAUGUGGUAACAGCUUUUGUCUGGGUGCCUUUCUUCCGAUUACAACAUGUAUAUAUUAACAUAAAUCCGAAAAAAUCUGAUUUAAAGGUUAGUGAGAAAUACAGAUUGUGCUAAACCUUUUUCCAAUUCUUGUGCAACCGAAUGAUUGAAAUGAUCUCCAACAGGCUGAUAAGUGGCAGGAUUUCACAAUACAUUGCAACACAAUCGCCGUGAUAAUAAUAUAAUUUCUCUUGUUCACAAACCGGAAAGGCUAGAUGGCCGAUGGCUGUGAACGUUGGCCGGCGGACAGGAAGCCAUAGCUUACAGUUAGCAUGAGUCAAACCCUUAAGUCCAAAGGAUUGCUUUAAUACCAUCUGAGGUCCAAGGCUUUUUUUGCAAAAGGGAAAGCUUGGCCUCCCUGGGUGUUAGAGUAUUAGCAGGGAGCAGUUUGGAAAAUAAUCAGCCAUGGAUUUGGCUGCAUAUUAUGAUGCAGAAACAGCUGUAAAAAUACAGUUUAGCAACAUCUCCUGUUGGAAUCUGAGUUACUAAGAUUUAAAUAGAGAUUUGAGGAAGAUUUAAAAGCAGGACAACAUUUG
Labrus mixtus (cuckoo wrasse) is the source of this 3504-nucleotide messenger RNA. It is a transcript of the gene slc7a1a, whose product is annotated as solute carrier family 7 member 1a. The transcript has 13 exons. Gene Ontology annotation, biological process: amino acid transport; transmembrane transport. The coding region runs from base 528 to 2471 and encodes 647 amino acids. NCBI's taxonomy places the organism in Eukaryota, Metazoa, Chordata, Actinopteri, Labriformes, Labridae. Gene Ontology annotation, molecular function: amino acid transmembrane transporter activity. Gene Ontology annotation, cellular component: plasma membrane. The record is from RefSeq and is a predicted model, not a curated record.